This is a messenger RNA of Lachancea nothofagi CBS 11611, 489 nucleotides long. The record is from the annotation of a GenBank genome assembly. Lineage: Eukaryota; Fungi; Ascomycota; Saccharomycetes; Saccharomycetales; Saccharomycetaceae.
AUGUCUAAAGUAUUUUUCGACGUCGAAGUUGACGGCCAACCAUUGGGUCGUAUUGUUUUCACCUUGUACAACGAUGUUGUCCCAAAGACCGCCGAGAACUUCAGAGCCCUAUGUACUGGCGAGAAGGGUUUCGGCUACGCUGGCUGCCCCUUCCACAGAGUGAUCCCAGACUUCAUGUUGCAGGGUGGUGAUUUCACUCACGGUACUGGUGUCGGUGGCAAGUCCAUCUACGGCGGCAAGUUCCCAGACGAGAACUUCGUCAAGAGACACGACAAGCCAGGUUUGUUGUCGAUGGCCAAUGCUGGUCCUAACACCAACGGCUCUCAAUUCUUCGUGACCACUGUUCCAUGCCCUUGGUUGGACGGUAAGCACGUCGUCUUCGGUGAGGUUUCCGAAGGUGCUGACAUUGUCAAGAAGGUCGAGUCUCUAGGUUCCCCACACGGUACCACCAGAGGCCGCAUCGUGGUUGCCAAGUCUGGUGAAUUAUAA